This is a messenger RNA of Colletotrichum karsti, 1212 nucleotides long. RefSeq lists its product as uncharacterized. The transcript is spliced from 2 exons. Bases 1 to 1212 code for a protein of 403 amino acids. Gene Ontology annotation, molecular function: U6 snRNA binding; pre-mRNA binding; metal ion binding. Gene Ontology annotation, cellular component: Prp19 complex; U2-type catalytic step 1 spliceosome; U2-type catalytic step 2 spliceosome. The record is from RefSeq and is a predicted model, not a curated record. NCBI's taxonomy places the organism in Eukaryota, Fungi, Ascomycota, Sordariomycetes, Glomerellales, Glomerellaceae.
AUGUCGGACGAAGAGGUCGCACCCCCGAUAACCGAACAGGUCGAUGGCGGCGAGGCGCAGGAGACGGCGCUGACGACGACCAGCACCGAAGUCGCGGCGCCGACGGAGAGGAAAGUCAAGAAGAUCGUCCGCAAGAAGAAGCGCCCGGCGCGGCCCCAGGUCGACCCGUCCUUCAUCACGUCGGAGCCGCCGCCGCAGACGGGAACCAUCUUCAACAUCUGGUACAACAAGUGGUCCGGCGGCGACCGCGAGGACAAGUACCUGUCGAAAACCCACGCCAAGGGCCGCUGCAACGUCGCCAAGGACAGCGGCUACACGAGGGCCGACCAGGUCUCCGGGAGCUACUUCUGCCUCUUCUUCGCGCGCGGCAUCUGCCCCAAGGGCCAGGACUGCGAGUACCUGCACCGGCUGCCGGGCAUCCACGACAUGUUCAACCCGAACGUCGACUGUUUCGGCCGCGACAAGCACUCCGACUACAGAGAUGAUAUGGGUGGUGUUGGCAGCUUCAUGAGGCAGAACCGUACGAUUUACGUUGGAAGGAUACACGUCACAGACGACAUCGAAGAGAUCGUUGCGCGUCACUUUGCGGAAUGGGGUCAGAUCGAACGAAUUCGCGUACUGAACACCCGCGGAGUCGCAUUCAUCACAUAUACAAACGAGGCGAACGCCCAAUUCGCCAAGGAGGCGAUGGCGCACCAGUCCCUGGACCACGAAGAGAUCCUCAACGUCCGCUGGGCAACCGCGGACCCAAACCCCAUGGCCCAAGCACGCGAGGCGAGACGUAUCGAGGAGCAGGCCGCCGAGGCCAUCCGACGGGCGCUUCCGGCAGAGUUUGUGGCGGAGAUAGAAGGCAAAGAUCCGGAAGCGAGAAAAAGACGAAAGAUCGAGAGCAGCUACGGGCUCGAAGGUUACGAGGCGCCAGACGAGGUUCACUUCGCUCGCGGCGCGAAUGCCGUGAACCCAGUCGGACGGGAGGGCUUCGAAGUGGAAUAUCAAGAACGGCCCAUGAUUGAGAAUGGGGAUGGGUCAAACCAGAUGCAGUACCAGGCUCUUCCAGCACCACAAGCGCAGCCGAUCCUGUCUGGUGGCAUCUUCUCCAGUAGCACUCUUGCAGCUUUGAACAGUGCCAAGGUGGCUGUGGCAUCGAAGCCCAAACCCGCCGCGUCUGCGGGACCAUUAGUCGCAUACGACAGCGACGACGAUGACGAGUGA